AUGGAUAGGUUAAAUCGCAUGUUGGCUUCGGCUGGGAAUAUGGGCGGACUCAACAGCGCUGCACCCGGAUCUGAUAACACAACUUUGAUCGAUAACUCCGAAACCGUCUACAUUUCCUCCCUUGCGCUUUUAAAGAUGCUGCGACACGGCAGGGCUGGAGUACCUAUGGAAGUUAUGGGUCUGAUGCUGGGAGAGUUCGUAGACGACUUCACAGUACGAGUGGUCGAUGUUUUUGCUAUGCCGCAGAGUGGUACCGGUGUCAGUGUCGAGGCUGUUGACCCUGUGUUUCAAACGAAGAUGAUGGAUAUGUUAAGGCAAACUGGACGACCAGAAACUGUUGUUGGAUGGUACCAUUCGCAUCCUGGAUUUGGCUGCUGGCUCUCUUCGGUCGAUAUCAAUACCCAACAAUCCUUUGAGCAGUUGACACCUCGAGCCGUCGCAGUUGUUGUUGACCCCAUUCAAUCCGUCAAGGGCAAGGUCGUCAUUGAUGCUUUCCGCCUUAUCAACCCACAGUCACUCAUGCUCGGCCAAGAACCCCGCCAAAGUACAUCUAACUUGGGACAUCUCAACAAGCCUUCCAUUCAAGCGCUCAUCCACGGAUUAAACAGACACUACUACAGCAUUGGCAUCAACUACCGCAAGACCGCGUUAGAGGAGAACAUGUUGAUGAACCUACACAAGCACGUUUGGACCGAGGGCCUCCAGAUGGACGAUUUCCGCGUCGAAGGUGGCCGCAAUAACGAGCGCUUAAAGAAGCUGGUGGGGCUCGCGGAGGGAUAUGAGAAGAGAGUGAAGGAGGAAACAGAACUUACAAAAGACCAGCUGAAGACGAGAUAUGUUGGAAAGGUGGACCCAAAGAAGCACUUGGAGGACGUCGGACAACAGCUCAUCGAAGACAACAUCGUAUCCGUCUCAAGACAGAUGAUCGAUAAAGAGGCUUCUGCUCCGAAGGAGAAGUCUGAUGCGAACGGGCAUGCAAACGGUGAUGCUAUGGAUGUGGAGGAGGAGCUAUAAUGAUAUCUGCAUUACACUGUAUUGUACUAUAGGCGUUUGGUUCUCUCUAGCAUCAGGUAGAACUCUAUGCAAGGCGUGGUUCAUUGGGUGCUAGAGUCAAUAUCAGGAGCAUUUGCGGAGUUCUGAGUACAUCGCCUUAUCUUGUCAGUUGGUGAGCUUCUGCGAAAUCUAGUUGCAUCCUUCUUCCCCACUGAUUUAGUCGAUUCCCUCUGCACUGUUUCUGGUUCCAAUUGCUUCUCGCUGUUUUACGGUUGUUAUUACAGCACAAUGGCGAUCCCAAAAGAGACUGAUAAGGGCCGAUCGUCUUCUCCUCCCUUUUCAGCGUUCUUUUGAUUAUGGUUUGAGUACAUUUCAUCUGGGUGAGUUUGGGUUUGGGCAUCAAUGGGCUUGAAUCGUCCCUUCCUCGUUUGGCAAGAGGAGCGCUUGCCGAAACUCAAUUUGUCCAACCUUGAGUUGAGUCGAGUCUUAUUUCAACCUCGACUUGUUUCGAGUUCAGUCGUACGAAUUGUUCCAAUUUCAAUUUUUUGUUCGGUUUUCAAGACUGAAUCUCAUUGUCUGUCAUAAGCACCUCUGGUCUAUUUCUUACACUUGGCUAGAGCUGUGCUUUCUUAGAGUGCAAGGCCGUGACGUAUUGCUUAUGAGACCGUCAAGUCUGUAUACCAAUGCGACAUUCGAAAUCAGUUUCUUUGCACUCCAUCUAUGGAGGAUCAAUGCACUGCAUACUGCAUUUGCUGGGCUCCUCACACAGUGAGCAGGUUGGUAGUGCUUCUUUCUAUAAACCAUGAUGAGCAAGUGUUUACCUCGCUAGGGCGUUGAGCCGACCACGAAGCCCAACAUAUGUUCCUAAAAUAUUCCUUCACAGAUAACCAAGUUCAAGAUGUCAUGGCUGAUCUCUAGUGGGCUUGGGGAGCUAUCACCUACUUGAAAGAUUUCAGGGUCACACCUGCAACGACCACCAGUUAGACCGCGCUUUGGGGACAAUUGCACUUUGGCCACUAUGUCCAGCCUCGUGGUAAAGUCCCGAAAAGCCAUCUGUCGUUUUAACAUUCCUCGACGCACACAAACUAUGUGUGAACAACGCAGCUUCGUCAUGGAGACGCCGGUGAGGUAUGUGCCCUUGGGCAGGGAUAAAAUACAGCUGGGAGCGCGUGUGUCGGUCUUAGAUUCAAUAUUGGGGACGACAAGCUUUGCCGUCCAGUACUCCAAUUUCGUUUCACUUGCCAGCGGAUAAGUCAGUUGCAGGAGCUGGUAUGAAUUCAAUCACCCUGGCAUCAUGGAUAUUUGAUAAACCGUCAGCUCUGCAAGCAUUUGCACUUUGUUCAUCCCCGUCAUACAGACCGAGCUUCACCGGAUAUCGAUUUCACGUCGAAGCGAACAAAUGCACUUUUGCAACCUGCCUCAUGGGUCGAAGUCGAUGCGCUUGAAACUUCGAUCCUUCCAGUGCAGCCUUCUGCAAAGUCUAGAAAGCUACAUGUACCAUUCAACGGCGAUUACAAUAAUGCCAGCUUCGGAAUCGUCAUUGCAUGGACAAAUCAUCCAUCUAAAGGAGAAGUAUCAAGGCUGUCUGUCAAGGGCUCCGAUAGCUUGCAUGUCUACUCCCGCAUUUCCGGAUCUACAAAUUGUUCUCCAGUACACCGUACUCAGACACGAUUGGAGCCAAGUCGGGAGAAACUGAUCUGACUGCAGGGCUGAGGCGUGUCUUCCAAAUUGCUUCCAUGCAACCUUCCAUGCAGUCACCUUUUUCAGCUCCAGCACGAACUUGAAACAUUAUGCCGAUGCGCGCGGCUUUUUUCCCUAGAUGAGCAAAGAUAGAUGAAAGUGUUGCUGACUGCAGGAAGAAACUCCUGCUCCGAAUUUUAGGUCAAGGUUGAUGGAAACUGCAUGAGCGUCUCGCUUGGGAGGGGCUGUAGGCGGGAAGCCACGCUGCCACGGUUCAAAUCUUCAUCAUCC
Molecule: messenger RNA, 2964 nt
Organism: Cadophora gregata
Lineage: Eukaryota; Fungi; Ascomycota; Leotiomycetes; Helotiales; Ploettnerulaceae
Gene: RPN11
Product: multicatalytic endopeptidase
Exons: 3
Coding region: 1-1014 (337 amino acids)
Biological process (GO): protein deubiquitination; proteasome-mediated ubiquitin-dependent protein catabolic process
Cellular component (GO): proteasome regulatory particle, lid subcomplex
Molecular function (GO): metallopeptidase activity; protein binding; proteasome binding
Source: RefSeq, a predicted model, not a curated record